Molecule: messenger RNA, 987 nt
Organism: Haemonchus placei
Lineage: Eukaryota; Metazoa; Nematoda; Chromadorea; Rhabditida; Trichostrongylidae
Source: the annotation of a GenBank genome assembly
AUGGAAAACGGAAUGGUUAUGACAAUAGAUGAGAAGGCUCGUGUGGAUGCGCUUAUUCGGAAGUGCUUUCCUGAUGUGGAAGACUUUGAACAUUCCGUCAGCUAUUCAUUAGCUUUUCUAUCAAAUAAGAAGAGUUUCUGGUCGAAAAUCGCUCGUGUUUUUCUCCACUGGAAGGACGAUAAGCUUUCGGCAAAGUAUCCCAGAUCUGUUUUCAUCAAGAUUCCUCAUAUUUCUGAUAAUGUGAAAGGUACCGACAAAAGUGAAAACUAUUCUGAUGAAAGUGACGCUGCAGCCUUACUCAAACUAACUCAGUAUGAAGUAUUGUGGUAUGAACGGUAUGGGAACGACUCAAUACCACAUUUUCCGUUUCCGAAGUUUUAUGCGGCCGAAACAGUCAUUGAGCCGGGAACCGGUAUCAUUGCUAUGGAAGAUUUGAGUGAACGUGUGAAGGCAAUGGACUCAAUUCCGGGAUUCUCAUACGAGCAGGUGGAAAGGCUCAUGGAUGCUUUGGCUGGUUUUCAUUACCAUUUUAUAUCAAAAAAAGAUCAGUCAUGGGUGACCGAGUUCAAUCGAGUUGCGGAAAUUGAACCAGAAUUCCAAGAUCUCCAGCUUGUCGCAAUCAUCGACUUCCAAUUGCUGCAUACUGGCAACUUCGCUGAGGAUAUUGUUCGAGUUCUGAUUAUUUCAUUGUCACGUCACGAUCGCUGUAGUAUGACUGAAAGGUUUCUAAAGCGUUAUCAUGACACCCUUACACGUUUGUCCAAUGGAAAACCACCGUUUACCUUGAACAAGGUGUAUGAGGCAUAUGAUCGAAUCUUCCUGUACGCCUGUAACUUCGCAUUAUUUGGCCUCUCUAUCUAUCACGAUAUGUGUGAGGAUCUCGAAAAGGAUGAAGUCAGAAGGGUCAAAUUCCAAAAUGAACUUAUCGAUCGAGCCUAUGGAGUUGUGAUUGACGCUGAACGACUGCUAUUCUCGCAAAGUACUUAA